Molecule: messenger RNA, 951 nt
Organism: Pyricularia grisea
Lineage: Eukaryota; Fungi; Ascomycota; Sordariomycetes; Magnaporthales; Pyriculariaceae
Exons: 1
Coding region: 1-951 (316 amino acids)
Biological process (GO): nucleoside metabolic process
Molecular function (GO): catalytic activity
Source: RefSeq, a predicted model, not a curated record
AUGGCGGCUCCGGGUGAAGGUCGCAUGGACAUUGCAACUGCAGCGAGUGUUAUCGGCAAUAUGGUGCGCAGUUUUUCGAAUUUGCGCUUUAUUUUGCUUGUGGGUAUCGCGGGUGGAGUUCCGACUGUGAGAGACGUCCGGUUAGGUGAUGUUAUGGUCGGCGUCCCCGCGGAGUCGGAGGGCGGUGUUAGUCAGUAUGAUUUUGGCGUAUCGGCGCAAGACACCAAGUUUAAACAGAAAGGUUAUCUGAAUGCACCGCAUGAAAAAAUACUCGCAGCUGUGAGGCGCCUCAAAGCAACACAUAUCACGGCCGGGAACGGUCUCGAGGAUCGCAUUGCCACGGCCAUUGCAGGAAUUCGGCGAGGCAAGAUCUUCUCUCGCCCGACUACUGACAUGCUGUACAAGGCGAGCUACACGCAUCCUCGAGGACACGGAGCAGUAGGACCGAUUGUAUCUCUUGUUCGGAGGAUCAAAUUUUGCCAAGAAAGCCUCGUGAUGAAGACGAAGAGGAUCUGGUCACUAUACACUACGGAGUUAUUGCCUCGGGCAAUAAGAAGAUUGAGGAUGCGAUGUUCCGGGACAAGCACGCAAGAGAAACGGGUAUCCUCUGCUUCGAGCUUCGAGAUGGAGGCGGCGGGGGUUGUGAACCGUUACAAUUGCCUGGUGGUACGAGGCAUUUCUGACUACAGCGACAGCCAUAUCAAUAAAGACUGGCAAGGCUUUGCGGAUAUGGCUGCCGCGGCUUAUGCGCGUGCUCUUUUGGAAGAUAUUCCCUCUCAUGACAUUGAGUUCGGAAAACGACAAAGUGAAGUCCUUAAAGAUGGUCAGUGUGUUCAUACCGAGGCAGAGCUCCUGGAUUAUCACCCGGGAAAGCUUCUACCUCAACUUGGGGAGAGUCUGAAUGGCGAUGAGAACGCCUCUAUAUCAUGUAUUAACUCUUUGUUGCUUUAA